UAACGUCGCGAGCGAUGCACUCAUUGAAGGCAAAGGGGACUCCGAUUUGUGAGACGUUAUUGACGGCCAAAACCUUAGCUCCAGAACUGUGUCUUCAGAAACGUCUCGAAUAUCGCAGAAAAGACAUCAAAUGGCGGACAACGCGGACACGAGUGGCCAAUCGGCGCGCGGCGUGGGGGCCGCCCUCUCGCACUUGACUCACAACAAGACGGAAGCGGCACUUCUGCUGACGCGAGCGCUCACUCUCUUCUUCACAGUCGCGUAUUUGGUGCCCGUCUUUGGUGUCAGUUCCGCCGCCGCCUAUCAGAAGGCUUUGAUGGCUUCGGCCGCCACUUCGGCGCUCCGUCUCCACCAACGACUGCCCGCCUUUCGGCUGUCGCGCGACUUCCUGGCGCUUCUGGUGGUCGAAGACAGCGCCCAUUACUUGCUCUUCGCGCUCCUCUUCGCGACCAACGCGCCGCUCACUCUCGCGCUGCUGCCCAUCGCGCUCUUCGCGUUCCUCCACUUCUGCGCGCAGUCACUGGCGCUCGUCGACCGCUGCGGACAAAGAGGCGCAAUGGGCGGCGCGCUGUCGUCUGUCGUCGAGUCGUAUCAGCGAUCGAUCCUACAAACCGUGGCGUUGACUGAAAUCAUGUUAAUGCCGGCCGUCGUCUUUGCCGUUCUCUCCGGCGUCGUCUCUAUCGUCGCGCCCUUUCUCUACUACCGCUUCGUCGCCCUGCGAUACGCCUCCCGACGGAACCCCUAUUCGCGGCAAAUGUUUCACGAAUUGCGGCUUUCCGUCCAACACCUCCUCUACCGCCCCCUCUGCCCCCAAAUGGUGCGCAACGCCGGUCUCUCCGCCAUCGGUCUCGUGGAGCGGUUGGCGCCGCCCGUGGCCUCCAAUUGA
Oppiella nova is the source of this 886-nucleotide messenger RNA. The record is from the annotation of a GenBank genome assembly. Lineage: Eukaryota; Metazoa; Arthropoda; Arachnida; Sarcoptiformes; Oppiidae.